Talaromyces rugulosus is the source of this 648-nucleotide messenger RNA. RefSeq lists its product as uncharacterized. The transcript is spliced from 2 exons. The record is from RefSeq and is a predicted model, not a curated record. Gene Ontology annotation, cellular component: nucleus; cytoplasm. Lineage: Eukaryota; Fungi; Ascomycota; Eurotiomycetes; Eurotiales; Trichocomaceae. Gene Ontology annotation, biological process: protein phosphorylation; mitotic DNA damage checkpoint signaling. The coding region runs from base 1 to 648 and encodes 215 amino acids. Gene Ontology annotation, molecular function: ATP binding; protein serine/threonine kinase activity.
AUGCCUUGCAUAGACGAUUUACCCGAGGACGAAGUUUCUGCGAAAUUAGGGAAGCCAGAAAUUGGCUAUGUCCAAAGGAGCGAUGGAAAAGCACUAGGCCCAGGUGUACCGGAAUAUAUUGUUAGACCUGCUGUAUAUUGGCCAAAACCUUUCCCAUCGCUCCCCAGUAUCAAGAUUGUCGAUUUCGGGGAAUCAUUUUUUCAGAGCUCUCCUCCACAGACCCUUCACACUCCGCUACCAGUUCGGGCACCUGAAAUAAUAUUUAGAGAUCAUCUAGAUCAUCGUGUGGAUUUAUGGAGCUUAGGCUGUAUGCUUUUUGAACUUUUCGUGGGUCAACCGCCAUUUGACAGUUUUUUGAUAACACCAAAAAUUCUUGUUGGUCAAAUGCAAGAUAUGGCAAGCGAUACGAUCCCCGAGAGAUGGAGAGACUCGACGGAUAUUUUUGACGGUGAAUUUACCGCAGAACCUUCGGGAUCCACGUUACAAGAAUGGCUGGAAGAAAUGUAUUUUGACGGCGAACGCAAAGAAGAUCUGACUAAGGAAGACAUUGUUAAUUUAGGGCAAAUUAUUGGAAGGUUGCUUCGGUUUGAGCCUUCUUCUAGAGCCUCGGUCAAGGACAUUUUGAAUGAUCCUUGGUUUGAGCAAUAA